Molecule: messenger RNA, 354 nt
Organism: Fusarium fujikuroi IMI 58289
Lineage: Eukaryota; Fungi; Ascomycota; Sordariomycetes; Hypocreales; Nectriaceae
Exons: 1
Coding region: 1-354 (117 amino acids)
Source: RefSeq, a predicted model, not a curated record
AUGAAUAGCAACACAGAUCCGUAUCUCCUCGGCCGACAGCUCCAGCAGUUCCGCCAAGAUAACCCAGACGACACCCGCGCCAUUUGGACCGAAUACGACCUCUACUACUUCACCAUCUGUCCACUCUCAAUUACCGGAAAAGGAAAAGAGGGAUAUCCUCUUGAAUGGCGAUACGAUGCGGUGCGCUUACGAUCCAGCCGCGCACUAUGGAGGACUCUGAUGGCGGACCGAUAUCCCUGUGAUGAUGCGAUGGAAGAGUGGCUUUCGAACUGGCGACAGCCCAUCAUUAAGAAGUGGCGUCAAGACAGGGCUGCUAAUGAGAAGGGGUUAUGGAAACGGUUCUGGGGUAGAUAA